Messenger RNA from Enterospora canceri, 951 nucleotides. NCBI's taxonomy places the organism in Eukaryota, Fungi, Microsporidia, Enterocytozoonidae. The record is from the annotation of a GenBank genome assembly.
AUGCCCGAAUAUUUCAAAGUCAGGAAACUUGGAGAGGGAACGUACGCCACGAUCUACCUGGCAAAGGAGUGUCGGAAGAAGACAGAUCCAUUUGUAUCAAAUGGAUUCACGAGGACAGACCCAGGUGGAGACUACACGAAAAUGGUGGCCAUAAAGAGGAUAAAGAGGACGCCACAUGGCUGUGGAAUCGAGGUCAACGCGAUACGAGAGAUCAAGAUCCUGAAAUGCUUCAAGAACGACUAUUUGCUCAGGAUGCAUGGGGCAUUUGAGUACCAGGGUGAAAUCCACCUUGUUUUGGAGUACGUUGAUUACAACAUGGAAGAGGUGAUCAGGUGCAAGAACAUAGUGAUAAUGCCAUCAGACAUCAAGAGCUGGAUGUACAUGCUCCUGUGUGGGCUGAAGGAGAUGCACGAUGAGUUUGUGAUGCACAGGGACAUAAAGCCAAACAACCUGUUGAUCACCAAAAGAGGUGACUUGAAAAUAGCUGAUUUUGGGCUGAGUAGAAAGAUCACUGAGAAGAUGACGCCAAAUGCAGUCACCAGGUGGUACAGGGCACCGGAGAUGCUGCUGGGGCAGACGCAGUACACGAUGGCAGGAGACAUGUGGUCUGUUGGAUGCAUCAUGGCCGAGAUGCUCUUGAGAGUGCCCCUAUUUGCGGCUGAGACUGAUAUUCAGCAGUUGGAUACGAUUUGUAGGGUACUUGGUACACCAGUGGACUAUUCGUACUUCACCAAACAGACUGAAAUGAUCAAAAUCAAGUAUUAUCCACAAACGAGUCUACGAGGAAUAUUCACGGCCGUAUCUGAUGAUGCCCUGGAUCUGCUCAGAGAUCUGCUCCAAUUUGAUCCAGGAAGGAGAAUCAGCGUAGACGAUGCACUGAAUCACCGCUACUUCAGAACCAGGCCACGUGCUACUUCACCUGAGUUUCUACCUCUACCAGUUUCAGAGUAG